Messenger RNA from Diatraea saccharalis (sugarcane borer), 508 nucleotides. Lineage: Eukaryota; Metazoa; Arthropoda; Insecta; Lepidoptera; Crambidae. The record is from the annotation of a GenBank genome assembly.
UGACAUCAUUUGACACCUGAUUAAAUAUUCCUUUUUUGCGGCUGGUCUUUAUACGUAAAAUAAAAUAUUUAUAUUUCUUGCAAAAUUAAACUAAUAUUUUCAAACCUAUAUAACAUACUCCGAUUACUGUGGCAAUAUGAUAGUAUAUAGAUUGACUCGUGUCUUUGCACAAACUAAGAUGAUUUCUAGAAACAAAGUUGCUUCCCUAAUCCCAAGAAGAAACGCAACCACCACUCCUACAGGUGCGAUUUUACCAGAACCUGAGAAACAACCGUUCGGUCUUCUUAGUGUUAUUUGUGCAGUAGUCCCUGGACUUCUUAUCGGAGCCGCGAUCAGCAAAAAUAUUGCCAAUUUCUUGGAAGAAAAUGAACUUUUUGUUCCCUCUGAUGAUGACGACGACGACGAUUAAAACAGUGUAUUUACGUAAGUUACUAACAAUCUAAAAACUUUAAAUAACGCUAGUGUUUCGUCUUUACUAUUUUAGCUCUUUUGAAUGAAUAUACUCAUU